AUGGUCGCGUGCAUCCCUUUCUUCUCGCUAGCGGCUUCACUGCUGCUGUCUAAUGCUCCUGUGGUCUCUGGCGCUUCGAUCGUCUCUCGUACGACGGCCUUGCAGGUACUACAUGCGUCGCGUUCAGACGUUCUCAAUGCGACUACAGAACUACCUAUCGUGAACAGGGCGAUAUCGCCGGAUGGGUACAAUCGGUCUGCAACCUUGGCUGGUGGAACGCUACCCGGCCCGCUCAUUGCGGCUAACAAGGGCGAUGAUUUCCGCAUCAAUGUUACCAACCAAAUGACCGACCCUUCUAUGUACCUCUCCACCACAGUCCACUGGCACGGGAUCUACCAAAACGGAACAAACUAUAAUGACGGGACGGCGUUCGUCACGCAGUGUCCGAUCCCGGCGAACGACUCUUUCCUGUACAAAUUCAGCGCGAACAACCAGGCGGGCACAUAUUGGUACCACUCGCACUACACGACGCAGUAUUGCGACGGUCUUAGCGGGCCGUUGGUGAUAUACGAUCCUGAGGAUCCAAUGGCAGAUAUGUACGACGUUGAUGAUGAGACAACCGUGAUCACCCUCCAAGAUUGGUACCACUUCCCCGCUCCAGUCGACAACCGCAUCCUUGGCAUCUCCCCCAACUCGACACUCAUCAACGGCCUCGGCCGAUACGCCGGCGGUCCCGCCUCUCCCCUCGCCAACAUCACCGUGCAGCAGGGGAAACGCUAUCGCUUCCGGCUCGUCUCGCUCUCGUGCGACCCGACGUUCACGUUCUCCAUCGACGGACACAACUUCACGAUAAUCGAGGCCGACGGGCAGCUCACCGAGCCGCUCACCGUCGACUCGCUCCAGAUCCUCGCCGGGCAGCGGUACUCGAUCGUGCUCAACGCCACGGACCCGGACCCACAAGCCAACGGCAACUACUGGAUCCGCGCGAUGCCCAACACGGGCAACGCCGCGGGCACGUUCGCGGGCGGGCUGAACAUGGCCGUUCUGCGGUACGAGGGCGCGGCGGACGUGGAUCCCACCACGCAGCAGGCCAAAUCGGUCAACCCGCUCCUCGAGAGCAACCUGCACGCGUUCAUCAACCCUGGUGCGCCGGGCGUGCCUGAGCUGGGCCAGGCGGACAUCAACCUGGCUAUGAUCGUGGAUAACAGGAAGGGGACGUAUUAUAUCAACAACGCGACGUUUGUGAAUCCCACUGUGCCUGUGCUGCUGCAGAUUUUGAGCGGCAAGUACGCUGCGACGGAUUUGUUGCCGGAGGGGACGGUGUAUGUGCUUGAGCCGAAUAAAACGGUGGAGCUGCAUAUGUGGAAUGGGGAGGGGUUUGCAGGACCACAUCCUAUCCAUCUGCACGGUCACUCGUUCGACGUCAUCCGUAGCGCCGGCUCCGACAUCGUCAACUUCAAAAACCCCGUGCGCCGCGACGUCGUGUCAAGCGGCACUCAGGGCCAGGGCAUGGUCAUCCGGUGGACGACGGACAACUCGGGACCGUGGUUCUUGCAUUGUCACAUCAACUGGCACCUGGAAGCGGGAUUCGCCGUUGUUUUUGCCGAGAACCCCUCUGGGACGAAGCAGCAUAUCGGCCAUGUACCUGAGGCGUGGGAGAACUUGUGUCCUGCAUACAAUGCGCUCUCGCCUAGCCAGCUUGGGGGAGUGGUUCCUCCGCUGUGA
Messenger RNA from Coniophora puteana RWD-64-598 SS2, 1665 nucleotides. It is a transcript of the gene Cplcc2, whose product is annotated as laccase. Lineage: Eukaryota; Fungi; Basidiomycota; Agaricomycetes; Boletales; Coniophoraceae. Gene Ontology annotation, molecular function: oxidoreductase activity; copper ion binding. The transcript has 9 exons. The coding region runs from base 1 to 1665 and encodes 554 amino acids. The record is from RefSeq and is a predicted model, not a curated record.